Messenger RNA from Papilio xuthus (Asian swallowtail), 475 nucleotides. It is a transcript of the gene Sbat, whose product is annotated as LSMD1 domain-containing protein Sbat. Gene Ontology annotation, molecular function: RNA binding. Gene Ontology annotation, cellular component: NatC complex. The record is from RefSeq and is a predicted model, not a curated record. Bases 79 to 402 code for a protein of 107 amino acids. The transcript has 3 exons. NCBI's taxonomy places the organism in Eukaryota, Metazoa, Arthropoda, Insecta, Lepidoptera, Papilionidae.
GCGAAAAACAAUUUUGUGAUAUAAUAUUUUAAGCGAUUAUGAUAAAUAUUUAAGUGACUAAUAAAUAAAAAAGACAAAAUGAGCUCUACGGCAAUGCAAACAACCGAGAUAAUAAAGGAUAACGGAGAAAUUGAUGGUAAAUCAAAAUUAAGAAAAUGGUUAAACAUGAACUUUAGAAUUGAGAUGACUGAUGGGAGGGUGCUAAUAGGUGUAUUUCUCUGUACCGACAGAGAUGCUAACGUCAUUUUAGGAGCAUGUUCUGAAUAUCUGAAGAGUAACGAUGGUGAAACUGAAGAACCAAGAGUUUUGGGUCUCGUCAUGGUGCCAGGGCGUCACAUUGUAUCAAUAAAAAUUGAUGAAACUAUGGAUACUUCUCUACAAAAAUUUUAUUAUGAAGAAUAACACUAUUAAGUCUCAUUAGAUUUAUUUUAAAAUGUAUUUAGUAUGGUAAGUAAUAAAAAACAAUUUUUAUUCA